AUGGCGAUGGUGGCGACAGUGGCGACGACAGCCACGCCCACAUCCACCGGACCCAAGACGCUGAACUCCACGGCGCUGAACUCCACGGCGCUCUACGCGCUUCCGAACUCGUCCAAGGCGACGUCGAAGCUCGACCUCUUCGCAAUGGUCCCAGAGCCCGAGGGCGGAGUUGGCCUCGCCUCUGAUGUGGUGGGAAGCUGCAUGUUGGCGGCAGCCAGCGUAUCCGUGAUGCUGCUCUACUGGUGCAAGCAUUUGCGGGGUACUGAAUGCUUUCCCACGGUGCCCUCCCUGUAG
Molecule: messenger RNA, 294 nt
Organism: Effrenium voratum
Lineage: Eukaryota; Dinophyceae; Suessiales; Symbiodiniaceae
Source: the annotation of a GenBank genome assembly